AUGGUGGAGACGGAAAUAAUCACGAGGGUUAUAACAUUUUUCUUUCCUUAUGGUUCGAAAAUUGAAGGUAAGUCGAACUUAAUUGGAAGAAAAAACAAUUGUCGGUUAUUUUUUCAGAAACCAAUAAAUGGUAUCCGGGAGAUCCUCGAGAUUAUUCGGAAGGACAUCCAGAUGGACAUGAAAUGUGGGGACAUGGACAAACAAAUACGAAAACAUCAUCUGAAGAAGAAAAAGAUGAUGAAUUCAAAGGAAAUGGAAAUGAUGGAUGGAAUUGGUUCACAAAAAUGCCAAUAGCUUCAACUGUUGGAUGGGAACUCCCGACAGCUACACCACCUACAGUAGUAACUGGAACAACACAAAAAACAAGUGAAACAUCUGAUGAUUAUAUUGGAUUGGUUCUUGCAUUAUAUAUUAUUUUGUUGAUAGUUGCAUUUGGAUCAAAUAUUCUUGUAGCAAAUACAAUCAAAAAAUUCAAAUGGGGAAUGAAAAUGGCAUUAUUGUUUCAUAUGUGUUUGGUUGGAGCAUUAGUUUGUAUUACAAAUUCUCUUCAUUUUCUCGCAACUGUUCAUCAUUUAGUCAAAAGAUCUAGAGUGAGUUCAAUAUCAAGAAAAAAUUGUCGCUGAUCUUACGAAGCCAUAAAAAACUAAUUUGUUGCAGAACUCUGAUUUCAUAUUACAACUUUAUGCUGUAAUUGCUUGGAUUGAUCAUGCAUUCAAUUACUCUCUUCUCAUAUUUAUUAUGUUUUUCGCAAUUUUCUGCUUCAAAUUUUAUUGGAACAACAAAACUCGUCGUGUUGAUUGGGGUCGUUCUUAUAUUAUUUAUGCUGUUAUCUCAUCUUGGAUUCUUUCAUUUCUUUUCGCAUUUUUCUCUGCUUUUUUCGAAUGUGAUUCUCAUAUUGGAGAUGACAGAUGUAUUCGAGUUAUUUGUGCGACUUCAAAUAUUUUCAGUUCAAUAUUCACUGAACUUCUAACACGUGUCAGAAUUGUUGUUCCAAUUAUUAUAAUUCUUCUGAUUAUAUUCUCAGUUCGAGUUGGAUCAUCAAAACAAAAAAGAGAAAGUGUUGGAAAUAUUGAAGGAGCUGAUAUUCAUGGAGAUAGUGAACUUAUGCUUGUUUGCAGUCUUCUUUUUGCUAUUUAUGAAUUUGCAAUGCUCAUUCCUCAACUUUUCCAAUUUUUCUGUAUUUCUCCUUUGGUAACUGUUUGCGCAUAUCAUUUUUGUGUUUUGAUUGCAACAUUAGCAACACCAAUUGCAAUUAUCACAAUCAGCCGAAAAACUCGUUCCCGAUUUCUUGCUAUUUACACAUGUUCAACUUCUCGAACAGCUCCACAAGGUUCAUUUGCACAUGUUGCCAAAAAAUAUAAAGAUAAUAAUCAAAGCGAAAAUGAAAAUGAUCACAAAUCACGACGUCAGUCAACAAUCUCACUCGUUUCUCAGGUAAUACUUAUAUUUUUUUGUUCAAGUAAAUCAAUUUUCUAUUUUUCUAGGAACAUCAUAACGAAUCAAAUGAUGAAUGGAGAUUGAAUAAAGAUGUCUUAAAUGUGAUUGAAGAAGAAGGAGAACCACCAAAAUAUGAAGAAGCUACUAAACGACAAAUUUCACAUUCAGCUUCAAGUGUCAAAAAAGUUCCAAUACAAGAAUUAUCGGUUGGCGGAAGACGCGCAACAUUCUCACAUUCCCAAAGUAUUUCAACUGAACAUGGAUUAAAUGGUCGAAGAUUCUCGAAUUAUACUCUUCCACCAAUUGAUGAUAAUAAUCGAUAUAUGGUUGAAUUCACUCAACAUGGUACAAGAGAUAUUCAAAUGAAAAUAUCAAAAAUGCAAAAAGGAAUGUCAAUCCAAGUUAAACCAGCAAACGAAUAA
This is a messenger RNA of Caenorhabditis angaria, 1859 nucleotides long. Lineage: Eukaryota; Metazoa; Nematoda; Chromadorea; Rhabditida; Rhabditidae. The record is from the annotation of a GenBank genome assembly.